Molecule: messenger RNA, 460 nt
Organism: Helianthus annuus (common sunflower)
Lineage: Eukaryota; Viridiplantae; Streptophyta; Magnoliopsida; Asterales; Asteraceae
Product: protein FAR1-RELATED SEQUENCE 5
Exons: 2
Coding region: 7-447 (146 amino acids)
Biological process (GO): regulation of DNA-templated transcription
Source: RefSeq, a predicted model, not a curated record
UUGAAAAUGACCCGUUGCGUAUCAUACUGGUACAAUCUUAUUUUCGUCCCCUUUACCGGAGUGGACAACAACAAAAGGUGCGUGACAUUUGGAGCGGGGCUUUUGUUCUGCGAGACCAUAGAGGCUUACAUUUGGUUGCUAAGGUCAUUCCGUGAAGCGUACAACAAGCAGCCUACUCUUGUGUUAACUGACCAAGACCCGACUAUGAGGCAAGCUGCUAGUGUUGUUUACAUGGGGUCCCUUCAUCGACUGUGCGUGUGGCACAUAAUGAAGAAGCUGCCCUCCAAGGUGACGUUGAAGACGACACCGAAGUCAGAGCAUCAACUUGUGUGGAACAUUUACAUAAAACUUGAAACAUUUGAGCGUAGGUGGGCGAAGCUUUUAGAAAAGUACGGCCUGGAAAAUCAUGAUUGGCUGAGAGACAUGUUCAACAUCAAGGAGUUUUGAGUUCCAGCAUACU